This is a messenger RNA of Kogia breviceps (pygmy sperm whale), 1609 nucleotides long. It is a transcript of the gene NR2F1, whose product is annotated as nuclear receptor subfamily 2 group F member 1. NCBI's taxonomy places the organism in Eukaryota, Metazoa, Chordata, Mammalia, Artiodactyla, Physeteridae. Gene Ontology annotation, molecular function: zinc ion binding; RNA polymerase II cis-regulatory region sequence-specific DNA binding; nuclear receptor activity. Gene Ontology annotation, biological process: negative regulation of transcription by RNA polymerase II; cell differentiation; positive regulation of transcription by RNA polymerase II. The record is from RefSeq and is a predicted model, not a curated record.
CUUCCCCUUCCCCUCCCAGCGCGCCCGCGCGCCCCGCGGCCCUCGGCGAGCAGCUCGGCUCCCCCCAGCGCUCCCCGGGCCCAAAGAUAUGGCAAUGGUAGUUAGCAGCUGGCGAGAUCCGCAGGACGACGUGGCCGGGGGCAACCCCGGCGGCCCCAACCCCGCAGCGCAGGCGGCCCGCGGCGGCGGCGGCGGCGCCGGCGAGCAGCAGCAGCAGGCGGGCUCGGGCGCGCCGCACACGCCGCAGACCCCGGGCCAGCCCGGAGCGCCCGCCACCCCCGGCACGGCAGGGGACAAGGGCCAGGGCCCGCCCGGCUCGGGCCAGAGCCAGCAGCACAUCGAGUGCGUGGUGUGCGGGGACAAGUCGAGCGGCAAGCACUACGGCCAGUUCACCUGCGAGGGCUGCAAAAGUUUCUUCAAGAGGAGCGUCCGCAGGAACUUAACUUACACAUGCCGUGCCAACAGGAACUGUCCCAUCGACCAGCACCACCGCAACCAGUGCCAAUACUGCCGCCUCAAGAAGUGCCUCAAAGUGGGCAUGAGGCGGGAAGCGGUUCAGCGAGGAAGAAUGCCUCCAACUCAACCCAAUCCAGGCCAGUACGCACUCACCAACGGGGACCCCCUCAACGGCCACUGCUACCUGUCCGGCUACAUCUCGCUGCUGCUGCGCGCGGAGCCCUACCCCACGUCGCGCUACGGCAGCCAAUGCAUGCAGCCCAACAACAUCAUGGGCAUCGAGAACAUCUGCGAGCUGGCCGCGCGCCUGCUCUUCAGCGCCGUCGAGUGGGCCCGCAACAUCCCCUUCUUCCCGGAUCUGCAGAUCACCGACCAGGUGUCCCUGCUACGCCUGACCUGGAGCGAGCUGUUCGUGCUCAACGCAGCCCAGUGCUCCAUGCCGCUGCACGUGGCGCCGCUGCUGGCCGCCGCCGGCCUGCACGCCUCGCCCAUGUCCGCCGACCGCGUCGUGGCCUUCAUGGACCACAUCCGCAUCUUCCAGGAGCAGGUGGAGAAGCUCAAGGCGUUGCACGUCGACUCGGCCGAGUACAGCUGUCUCAAAGCCAUCGUGCUGUUCACGUCAGAUGCCUGUGGCCUGUCGGACGCCGCCCACAUCGAGAGCCUGCAGGAGAAGUCGCAGUGCGCGCUGGAGGAGUACGUGAGGAGCCAGUACCCUAACCAGCCCAGCCGCUUCGGCAAACUGCUACUACGACUGCCCUCGCUGCGCACCGUAUCCUCCUCGGUCAUCGAGCAGCUCUUCUUCGUCCGUUUGGUAGGUAAAACCCCCAUCGAAACUCUCAUCCGCGAUAUGUUACUGUCUGGGAGCAGCUUCAACUGGCCUUACAUGUCUAUCCAGUGCUCCUAGACCUUGGGCGCUUCCCACCUGCCCCCACCCCCUAGAGACUCACAGGACCGGCGGGGGGCCGUGGACUCCAAUGCCGCGGGGACACCAGGCGGCCGAUGCAGGGUGCGGUGGGCCGGGCAGCGGGGAGGAGGGCCAGGGCGACAGGAGCAGCCCACCGUGCAGAAAUGCAACCCGAGCUGCAAACCAGGAGAAAAAGAGACUCUUUUUAGUGUCAGAUCUGUGGACACGUUGGAAAGGAAAGGAAAAAGA